Lactuca virosa is the source of this 369-nucleotide messenger RNA. The record is from the annotation of a GenBank genome assembly. NCBI's taxonomy places the organism in Eukaryota, Viridiplantae, Streptophyta, Magnoliopsida, Asterales, Asteraceae.
AUGAAGUACAAUCCACGAGUCACCAGCUCUCGUCGGAAAUGUAGGAAGGCACACUUCUCUGCGCCAUCCAGCGUCCGCCGUGUGUUGAUGAGCGCACCGCUUUCCACGGAGCUGCGCAGCAAGUACAACGUCCGGUCAAUCCCAGUCCGAAAAGACGAUGAGGUACAGGUUGUUCGUGGUACCUACAAGGGCCGUGAAGUCAAUGUAGGCAUCAACCCUUCAAAGGUUGUCGUUACUAAGCUCAAGCUUGAUAAGGACAGGAAGUCGUUGCUUGACCGGAAGGCGAAGGGCCGUGCCGCUGAUAAGUCAAAGGGAAAGUUCACCGAGGAUGAUGUAGCCGCCGGUGCCUCCCUCCAAGAGAUCGAUUAG